Molecule: messenger RNA, 5562 nt
Organism: Melopsittacus undulatus (budgerigar)
Lineage: Eukaryota; Metazoa; Chordata; Aves; Psittaciformes; Psittaculidae
Gene: RPRD1A
Product: regulation of nuclear pre-mRNA domain containing 1A
Exons: 7
Coding region: 227-1162 (311 amino acids)
Biological process (GO): mRNA 3'-end processing
Molecular function (GO): RNA polymerase II C-terminal domain binding
Source: RefSeq, a predicted model, not a curated record
GGGUAGGGCGGCACUCCGGGAGGUUCUGUUGUCGCCAUUUUGUUAGCGGUGGGCUGCGGGGGAGCGCGGAAGUAGCGGCCGGCGAGACGAGGCGGGAAGGGACGGGGCUCGUCCGGCUCCUCCCCUGCUGGGGUGUAGAGGCGGAGACUGAGUGCGGCCGGCCCGGGCCGGUAGGGGCGGUGGCAGAAGCGAGGGUGGGUAGAGCGGAGCCGAGCGCGGCCCGGCUAUGUCGGCGUUCUCGGAAGCGGCGCUGGAGCGGAAGCUGUCGGAGCUGAGCAACUCGCAGCAGAGCGUGCAGACCCUGAGCCUGUGGCUCAUCCACCACCGCAAGCACUCGGCGCUCAUCGUCAGCGUGUGGGAGCGGGAGCUGCGCAAAGCAAAACCAAGUAGGAAGCUGACGUUCCUGUACUUGGCCAAUGAUGUCAUACAGAACAGCAAAAGGAAAGGACCAGAAUUUACAAAAGAUUUUGCCCCGGUAAUAGUGGAGGCUUUUAAGCAUGUUUCAAGUGAGUCUGAUGAGAGUUGUAAGAAGCACCUUGGCCGAGUGCUCUCUAUCUGGGAAGAAAGGUCUGUUUAUGAAAAUGAUGUGUUAGAACAACUUAGGCAAGCUUUGUAUGGAGACAGAAAGGUGAGGAAGCGCACAUAUGAACAGAUAAAAAUUGAUGAAAAUAACUGUUCACCUCGAAGUUCUCCCUCUGACCCUCCUCAGACCACAGAUCUCAUUAGAGCAUUACAAGAACUAGAAAACGCUGCCUCUGGGGAUGCAGCAGUUCAUCAGAGAAUAGCUUCUUUGCCUAUAGAGGUCCAAGAUGUGUCCCUGUUAGACAGAAUAACAGAUAAGGAGUCUGGAGAACAACUUUCCAAAAUGGUAGAUGAUGCAUGUAUGUUGCUGGCGGAUUACAAUGGCAGGUUGGCAGCUGAAAUAGAUGAUAGAAAACAGCUAACUCGAAUGUUGUCGGACUUUCUCCGAUGUCAAAAAGAAUUCCUUGCAGAGAAGGAACAUAAGCUGGAAGAGUACAAACGCAAGCUAGCCAGAGUGUCCCAGGUACGGAAAGAACUCAGGUCACGCAUCCAGAACCUGCCUGAUCUCUCUCGACUUCCCAACGUCACAGGCAGCCACGUACACCUACCAUUUGCAGGAGACAUCUACAGCGAUGAUUGAUUGCAAGAACAUCCUUCCAUAACCUCUACUUUUCUGUGAAAUGAGGGGUAGGUCUGACUGAUUGGUACUCUUGUAGUAGUAUUUUUGUAUAUUGUUGGAGAGUGUCAGUAAAAAUACUCUAAUAAUUUAUAAAAAAUUGUUUAAAAAGUUGAUUUGUUUACUAUUUUAUUGGCAAGUGAACAUAAGGGUACAUUUAUAAAAGUGGCAUCUGUGUCUAUUACACUGAAGAAUGAAUAAUUAUCUUAUCUUUUGUAAAGAUUUUAGUUGGGUACCCUGUAAAAAAAAAAACUGUUAAGAUUUUUCUUAUGUACUCUGUAUUUAAUGUAGGUCAACAUAUAAUCAACAAAUACUUCUAACUCGAGACAUUUCAGUUGCUAGUGAGGGAGUUAAAUGUGGAAAUCCCAAGGUUAUGUUUGCAAGAAGGUUGAUGCAAUUUAGGUGAAAGUUAAAAGUGAUCUUAUUGUCCAUUACAUAUAAAUUACCCACUCUCAAAACAAGUCAGGUGGGUUUUUUUGAAGUAAAAGUUUGUAACCAAUUUUGUACUGGAAAAUAUACAUCACGUUACACUGAGCAGAUCUUUAAAUUACUCAAAAUACUGCAAUAUUUUAGUAUCAUUUAAAGCUCUGCAUAAGAAACUGUACAACUGACCAGUUCAAUUAUGUUUAGAAAUUGUAACUAUCUUUUUACAGCUGCUUAGUUUCUAAAUUGAGGGACCAUUCAUUUGUACUCUAAUCCCUUUCUGCAACAUCCAUCUCCAUCUAAAAAGGUUAAUCCCAGAAACAUGAAGUCAUUUUACAGCUUUAAUUAAAUUGAAAGGUCAUUCUCCAAACUGUCCCAAUUGUUAAAUGCCCAUUAUUAACAUUUGACAGUGCUGUGUGCUACAUGCAGCAACACAAUGAUACAGCCAUGUUAUACAUCAUCUUUCACUGAGAAACCCCAGAGGCCUGUGUGGGCUUCCAGCCCCCACCUUGACCAGCUUUAGCAAACAUUUCUAGAUCUUGACUGUCUUUCACACAGAACAGGAGAGACAGUUCAGGCCUGUGUAUGAGUCAGACAGUGGAAAAUUAUUGCCCAAUGUCUGUUUUUAGAAGUUUUUUGCAUGGCUGUUACUUAUACAAACCCCAGAUGUGAUAUUUAUCUACAGGUAGCUGAAUUUGUGUUAUAUUUGUUAUACUAUGCUCCAGCUUUUAAUUCAUUUAAAGAUACAGACAGGAAUCUAGCAGAUUGCCAGCAACUUUAGGUUUUCCAGUCAAUUGGAAUUAGACAUGUAAUUGUUGAGGAGUAGCUUUAAAAAAAGCCUACCUGUACUGCUGGCAUAUAGAUUAGAUCGCCUGAGUAUGUAAUGAUUGCAGUUUGUUCAUGGGUUUGCACUUGGCAGGUGUUAUUUUGCAUCAGCUAAAUUCACAGUUUACAAGUUUUAAUACUCCUCCUCACAUGAAAGCAGGGUUUCUUUAGAAAAAUCUAUUCUUCAAAACUCACAACAAUUCAAAAUAAUCCUGGAGCGAUAUUGUUGAAGAUAGUGAUCUGUCACUUGUUAUUGACUUCUGCAGGGCUAUUCGCUAGAAUGGAGAAUUAUCUUUCUCUUUAAAGUAGAUAUACUUGGACAUAAGCACCUCAGUCCAGUUAUCUUUUAUCAUGGAAGCUGCCAUGAAAUAGACGUCGGUUAAGUAGGACAAAACCACCAAAAGAUAAAACCAGGAGCUGUUGAUUUAGCAUUCCAUAGCAUGCACUGUACAAUGUAGAAUAUUGAUUUCAUCAAAAAUUCUUACUGACAGGUAGGAAUGCUGAAAAUAGUUCAUCAGAGCUCACUAGCUGUCCAAAGAAUGUUGAGUGGCAAUUUUCCACUCCAUAGGAAAAAAAGAGCCCACACUAUAUAGAAAUGUUGCUUCAGUUUAAGUCUAAUGUGAAAAAUGAAGUAACACAUGCUGGCAUCUUUUCAGCAUAGAUUCUUGGUAAGAAAAUGAAUUUUCAGGUACAAUUUUAAUUUUUAAAUAUUUCUGUUCUAUUACAUUAAAUUCUGCUCAUAAAUUCCAAAAUACGUGUAUGCGCAUUACAGUUGCAGUUAAACCUCAGUCUUGCUUAAAGAAUAGAGCCAAAUUUGUGAUAAAUAUUAAAAGAGCAUAAUCUAUUAAGAAUUAUAAAACAAGCAAUAAGUCAAGAAGGAUAAAUAGUGAGUUCACAGUUGAAUCCCAUCUGUAGAAAACUUGCUUAAUUUGUAGCCAGCGGUGGGUAUAAAUGCAGUGCCAUGGCUUGGUUAGAGUGUAUACUUGGAUACUCAAAACCAUAGGGAUUUGAGUUUAAACAGUCUUUUGGUACCAUAAUUAAAAAUAAGUUGAAUGCUGGAUUUUCUUGAUCUCUCAAGAGUAUUAAAAAAGACACGACACUCACUUCACUAGACUUGUUUUUCCUAUUCAUAACUCUUAGUGAUUAAUGUUGCUUAUCUACAGAUAAUGUAGAACUGUUAAAAGAAUGAGGAAAAAUCUCAACUUCUUGAUGUAUAUAUAAGUUUUAAUUUUGAGAGAGUGCUAUUUUCUGGAUAUAUUUUUCUUUAUUUUACUGUGAAAUUGUUUACUUCAAGGAGUAUUUCAUAGCUGGGAUUUUGAAAAUGAUCCCUCACCAUUUGUUUGGAAAAGAGGACUUGUGGAAGAUAAAGGUCACUCUUACAGCAAGUGUCAUAUAUUAGUGGCUAAAUGGUAUGUUGUUUUCUAUUUAUGUGGGAAAGGCAUCAGGUAUCAACUAGUUAGAAGAUUUAUAUUGUAACUGUAAUAGUAUAGCAAGAGAUAACAUGGUACGAUACAAAUGCAGCCCUGUAAUGUCAAAAAAAUACCUCCAAAUUCUCAGGUUCUAAAGCUUAACGUUCGUACUUCUGAUGUCUCAGGAAGAAAAGAGGCUGGGGGGGAAAGGAGGGAUGCCUAGGAGCUGAAAAGGGGAACAUGCUUGGGUGGAAAUGAAAAGCAAAACAAAUGUCAACUUUUGUCAAAACAGAAGUAACAGUGUGAAACUGUGCAGCACAAUAGUACUGCUCUGGGGCGUUACCACUCUGGGAAAGAGAAUGAGGGUGUUCCCUGCCUGUCUCUUCUAACUUGGUCUGACAAACCAGAAUGCCCACUUUACAAAAGGCACAAUUGUAAAAUAUCUGAACAUUUUUCGUCUAAUAAUAAAAGCAUAAUAAUGAGAUUAUUUGCUUCACUGUACUGCACUUUUAUUGAGCAUUCUCUGGAAAAAAAAAGCAGAGAUUCCUGCAGCUCUUUACUAUACAAGUAUGCUUACAUUGGAGGUCCCUGGGACUGCUUGUAUAUUCUAGUGUUUGCAGGCUUAAACUGUGUUUUUGCAGAAUGUUUUGAAAGAUAUGAGGAACAUUACCCCACUCCUGUGGUUUUAAAAAUAAAUGUGAAGUCCUUAGUUACAAAAAUUACCGUGCUUAGAAAUGGUGUUUCAUUUGAAAAUUAAACUCCAGCCUGCAGUAACAUUAGCUUGUCUGUUUCACUCUGUUAAUGUUUGUAUUAAUAUUUCAGAACACCUCCAUAAAGCCAUAGCAGCACAGCCCAAGCUACAUGCCUGUUGUAUUUUAUCUGAGUAGUCUUCUGAAUGUCAAACAGAGAGCUUUCAUUGUGAUAAAAUUACAUUCCUAUUUACCUGGAGUUUAAAAAGACAGUGCAUUAGGACUUCCACAGACUAAUACUGCUCUCAUGAAUCAGUGGUAACGCAGUCUGGUACUUCACGUGGUGACUCAAAAUACAGACAUAGGAUGCAGAUGACCAUGGAAGACAUGGAAAUCAUCCAUAGGCUCAACUGGUCCUCUGCAGAAGGGUCGGAUUUCAACCUUUUGAAAUGUAAGCGAACAGACUCAUGGGUGUGGGGUUUUUUUCCAGUGGAAAACAUAGUGAACUAGAAAACCAGCAUGUCUAAAAUUUGACUGACAUUUUAAAAUAUUUAGGCCAGUUCUGCUCAUUAUUCAUGCAUAUAAUCACAGUAGCUAUUCCUGCAAGUAGAGGAAGCAGACUCAAAUGUAGUGUCUGAAGUGGAAUUUUUUUAAUGAAUGACCAAUUUUGUCUCAGUUUCUACUUCAGUGUGUCAUUUAUCUUGAUUAAGUAGUAAAUCUCUUCCAUCUUGUUAUUUAGAAAUCUAAUUCUGAUCUCAUCUUUACAGUAUUUAAAGUAUCCUACUGAGCAUGAUGUUUUUGUGGGAAUUUGCAAAAGUUCAAUAGCACUCGUUACUUGUAUGCAGCAGAAAUAGACUCAUUUGUUAAAAGCUAACAAGAAAAGUUUGAAAUGUAAAGAUGUUUCAUUAUUGUGCUUUUCUGACAGAAUGUGUAAUACUUGUGUAAUUUAUGUCCUCAGAAUAACACCUGUGUGUACACUCUUUCGUAUUUAAUAGAAUAAAACAUUGUUGUAAAAACA